Molecule: messenger RNA, 1048 nt
Organism: Centruroides sculpturatus (bark scorpion)
Lineage: Eukaryota; Metazoa; Arthropoda; Arachnida; Scorpiones; Buthidae
Exons: 3
Coding region: 219-1025 (268 amino acids)
Source: RefSeq, a predicted model, not a curated record
GUUUGGAGUUGUUGUCAAAAUGGCGGCCUGAGUUUCGUUUUGAGUAGAAUAGGAACUAAUGAGUGAUGUUUAUAUAAUUUAUAUUUUAAUAUAUACAUUCUACGCAAUACAUGUUUGUCAUCACUUAGAACUUCAACUAGAACAAGAUUUUCAGAGGUUAUCUGACAUAGAUUGAUAAGAUCAUAACUUGUAUUGGUAACAUCCUUAUAAAAUGAGUGAUGUUUUCAGAUGAAUGUCAAGAAAUUGAAAAUCACCUUAAAUCUCUGUUAUUGAUGGGCUCAAAAACUACUGAUUCAAGUUUAACGAGAGAAACAACUGUAUAUGAAAACAGUUGUUAUCCACACGAAAACCAAAGAUUGGUUUUCAGAGCAGAAAGGAGGAAUAACACUAUAUUUAAAAAUGAUCAUACACAAAAUUUACAAAGAACUUCUGAAAAUAAGAAACAAAGAAGAAAAUUUCAAAGUGACUUUGUAGAUCCUCGCGAUAGACGAUCCACUGCAGAAACUAGAAGAUUGUUCUCUGGAGGACAGAAUGCAUUUACUGGGGAACAAAAGCGCGAACAUUUUAAUUCAAAUUACAACAAUAAACGGCGUCAAAGAAACCAUAAAAAACAAAGUGAUGUAAAAAGUGAACACAACCAAUGUAAUUCGUUCUAUUCGACAGAAUUUCUGUCCAGGGUUUCGGACAAAGAUGUUCAUGCCUCAGCUGAGAAUGAUGCUGAUUUUGAACCAGAACUAUUUUAUCCAAAAUAUAGUCCGAAAAGCAAAGCUAAAGAAAGUAAUAAGAAAUCUAGAAAUUAUUUUAAAAGUGAUAAUGUUCCGAGAACAUUUGUUCCACAGAAAUCUCAAGCUGCAAGUUUUAAAGAUAAUAGUGAUCAAGGUGUUCGAACUGAUUCUGUAAAUCUUGUUAAGGAAAGGCGAACUCAAGCCAAUAUAUUUAGAAAUGCUUUAGUGAAAACACGUUGUAAUGAAACAAGUAAGUAUUUUAAAACUAAUAGUUUCAUAAUUAUGCAGUUUGUAAAUUAAUGCAUUAUUCAAAGUAACUAUUU